AACUCGUCAGCGAGGGUUUGUUCGAUGACAAAUUUUCGGAGGAACGAGAGAAGAAAAUCGACAUUUGUUUUUGUAUUUUAUUUCUUGAUUCAAUAUUUGUAUUCAUUUAUUAUACAUAACAAAAGGAAAAUGGAUGUGGCCUCUUGUUUAAAAGCGUUUGAAAGCCGUUUCAGCUCGUACACAGGAGAUGACCCCCUGGACGUCUGGCUUCAGUUUGUGGAGUACUUGGACCACAGCUUACCUGCGGGCGGCAGCAGUGAAAUGUCGCUGGUGCUUGACCGGCUGCUAAACAACUUCAUCAGUGUGGAGCGAUACGCCGAUGAUGUCCGAUUUGUCAACAUGUGCAUCAGAUGUGCCACUUAUUAUUCUGAGCCCAUCGCCCUGUUCCAUUAUAUCUUCAACAAAGGCGUGGGCACCAGGACGGCGGCGCUCUACGUGGCCUGGGCUCAGUACUUUGAGCGCCAAGCGAUGCCGGAGCAAGCCGACGCCGUUUACCGGAAAGCUCAGGAGAAGCAAGCCCGGCCCGCUGAAAGCGUGAUGCAAGAGUACAGGCAGUUUCAGGCCAGAAGCGGAAGCCAGGAAGCGGCGUCAGGAGGAGGUCCAAAGCCGCCGGACGAGCCCCACCUGCCGUCACACGGCGUGCCUGCUGCCGCUCCGUCGCAGGCCGCAGUAGAGUUCCCAGGCAGCGGAGCCUUCUACGUCCGCACAGUGUCGCGCUCCGAAACGCCGAGCGCCUCCGGCCACGACCCCGACCGGGUGUUCGUGUCCAUGUACUCCAAGGACGCGCUGGCAUGCGAAGGAUCCGAGCUUUGCUUCGAGGAAGUACGAGCGCGGACGUACCUCGAGAAGAGGAAGCGACAGCAGGAGGCCGACGAGCGACAAAGACAUAAGCGCGCGGGGGACGGCACGCCGCCGCUCGCCACGUUCCCGGCUGACCGAUGUCCCGUUGUCUCACGCGAAGAGGAGCGCGCAAUGCGGGAGGAUGAGGAGGCUGCCAGCACGCUGCGGUGCCAACUGAACCAGAUGUGCAGGACACUGACGACGUGUGCCACAGAAAAUGCUUCGGCCCAUCCUACCCAGAAGGCUUUUGGGCAAGAGGAAGGUGGGAGUGACGCACAAGUGGAGGAGAACCUCAAUACGACAAGUGCGCUGAACGUUCCCCACGUCACUCCCAACAACUCGCUGAGCUGCCUGCAUGACGCCACCACGCCAUCACGCGUGUCGCCGUCUCCCACACGCGAGGCCGUGGUUGUGUUUGCAGAUGUGAUCAUGGGAAUGUUCCAGGCCCCUGCGCUCGCCGAGGACCCCUUUGGUGACGCAUCGGCAUUCUUCAGCGCCAGGAAGCCGUCGGAUGAUGCAAACGUAUCCGCCCUGCUGGCCACUUCCACUGCAGCGGAGCCGUUCACCAUCUACCAGGAUGAUGCCAGCAUUGCGACUUCCUGCGUGUCGGCCAAGAGCAAAGCAGCGUCAGGCCGAGGCUUGUCCGAGAAUAUGCCGUCCGACCAGGACAAGACGGCCGACGAGUUGACCGUGUGGGGCGACGGCUGGCUGGCGUCGUGCCCCAACAACACGGCGGAAUUUGCCUUGGCGGCGCGCUGCAUGUCCACUCCCUUUACGCACAAAGGGGCCGUCGGUGCGUCCCAGAGCGCAGUGGACGUGAUGAUGCUCGCUGGCAGGGGGACAGAUGACAACACGUUCAUCAGACGCUUGCACAAGCUCAGUCCCAUCAUGGAGCAGAGUCCGCCUGACGAGAAGCUUUCUGACACCGCCGGCAGUCAGCCGGCAGCCUCCUGUGCGGCGCACGGGACCAUCGUGGGCGAGGGGCUCGGGGGCCACCAGCUGAUUGUUUCUUCCGCUACCCCGGUGCAGGCCUCGUUGCCGCCGGCCGCGCUGUCCUUCAAGGACCAGACGCUUGGAUCAACCGCUGCCACGGAGCCUUUUUCCAUCCUGGAGGAUUUGGAACAGAAUUCCCGACAGGAAGUCGUCAAAAAAUCCUCCAAUUCGCUGUCCGUCCGAAGGGACGCUGCAAUAGCGAGCGUCCGGGCCCCCGUCAGUCCGCCGAGGCCGCCCGCCGACCAUCACGCGGCAAAUCCCGAAAAAGAGCGUCAUCGUCUCUCAGACGCCGCAAAGACGAGCGUCCGGGCCCCCCUCAGUCCACCGCCGCCGCCCGCCGACCAACACAUGGCAAGUCCCGAAAAAGAGUGUCAUCGUCUCUCAGACGCCGCUCAGCUGCUCUCUGACCCCUGGAGCAGCGAGCUCAUCUCGGAUUUCCUGUCAACUAUGAGCCCGCCCCUCACCUCGCACCCGCAGUGCAUCAGCUGGCAGCGCCGCCUCCCUGACAUCGGCCCCAAGAUGACCAUCAGCAUGGGAAGCGCAUCUCUGCGAGUGGACCGUGUCCUCGGCCAAGGAGCGUUCGCGACCGUUUAUCAGGCUACUGACCCCGCCGGCUCUGACAAGAUGGUGCUCAAGGUGCAGAAACCGGCCAAUCCCUGGGAGUUUUACAUCCACACUCAGCUCGACCGUCGCCUGCCUCUGUCCGUCCGCCACCUGUUCGGCCGCGUCCGCACGGCUCACGUGUUCACCGACGGCAGCGUCCUGCUGGGCGAGCUGCACAGCUACGGCACCCUGUUGAACGCGGUGAACGUCUACAAAGGUCUCGGUGACAAAGUGAUGCCGCAGCCUCUUGUCAUCUACUUCACCGUGUGCAUCCUGCGAAUGCUGGAAGAACUGCACGCGGCACGAAUCAUCCACGCCGACGUCAAGCCAGACAACUUCAUGCUCGGACAAAGGUUCGCGGAGAAUGACGACUUUGAGCCAGAGAACCUGGAGCACGGUCUGGUCCUCAUCGACCUGGGCCAGAGCAUCGACAUGGACCUCUUCCCGGCGGGCACGGCUUUCACAGCCGCGUGCUUGACGUCCGGCUUCCAGUGCACGCAGAUGCUCGGCAGGAAGCCUUGGAGCUACCAGACAGACUACUUUGGCGUGGCAGGCACUGUGCACGUCAUGCUGCUGGGGACGUACAUGCAGGUUGUGGAAGAAGAUGGUGUGUGGAGGACUUGUGCCACAUUUCGCAGGAACCCUCACAGCGAAAUGUGGCUGCAUUUGUUCCACACGCUGCUCAACAUCUCCGCCUGCCGCCCGGUCCCGGCGACCCUAGCUGACCUCCGCCGCCGUCUGACUGCCGUUCUGCAGCGCAACUACCGCGGCAAGAUGGCGUCGCUCAAGAGCCGCCUGAUGGUCCUGCUCCUGGAGAGCUGCAAGGCCGCUCGGCGCUGACGCUGCCGCGGAGACUUUCUUUUUGGUUUUUUUAAGGGUUGUUUGUUUGUCGACGCUGGCGCAGCAUCACGCAUCCCGCAACAUAGUGGCAGGAUCAUAAAGUCCCGUGAUGGAAAAAAAAAAUGACUUGUUUAGGUUAGAAUGUG
Molecule: messenger RNA, 3422 nt
Organism: Phycodurus eques (leafy seadragon)
Lineage: Eukaryota; Metazoa; Chordata; Actinopteri; Syngnathiformes; Syngnathidae
Gene: bub1
Product: BUB1 mitotic checkpoint serine/threonine kinase
Exons: 22
Coding region: 25-3276 (1083 amino acids)
Biological process (GO): mitotic spindle assembly checkpoint signaling; protein phosphorylation; meiotic sister chromatid cohesion, centromeric
Molecular function (GO): ATP binding; protein kinase activity
Source: RefSeq, a predicted model, not a curated record